AUGUUAAGAAUGGCGCAUCGACUGACGUCCCACCACAGGGCAUUAUUUUCACCAAAGUACCUUUCUGGAACGUCAGCACACAUCACUACCACAUCAUAUUUCAGAACCCCGUUUGAGGUGAAAGACAAAGACGACUUUCAGAAGAAAGUUUUGGCCUCUGCCAAACCUGUCCUUGUGGACUUCUAUGCUGAGUAUGGAAAAUAUUAUUUAUUUUUAAGUUUUGUUUAUUUCUUUAUCCUAUUUUAUGGUUGUUUUUUUCUGGUCUUCAGGAAACUAACAUUUCCCAUUUAUCUCCCAUGGAACUUUUCAGUGACUGCAUAGCUGAGACCUCACUCUAAAUACUGAAUAAUUAUACUGCAACUGGAUGAAUCAAGUUUUUAGAACCCUAUAAACUGCAAAAUAUUAUGAGAAAGAUUUCAAUCAAAUUUGACCCUAUUAGACAAAAAUGACCUAUAUAUCACAUACAUUUACCAUUAUUAAUAAUAUACGAGAAAAGUUACUUACUUCUGAUUGGCCGAAAACAAGUGCAUUUUCAUGUAAUCUAAGUUGUAACAUGAUUGGAAAUUACAAAAGUACAAAUAACAAAUGAGCAAGCAUGCACUAUCAUAAUUUUCUGUGAUGCUCUACAGGGUAUAAACAAGCACUUAUAAAUUUUUUCAAAGACUACAAAUUGAGAGGUUUCAUUCAUGUUUUCAGCAGGGGGGCAACUUGUUUUCACAGGUGGGUAAAACUUUUUGAACUGAAAUUCUUUGUAGGAAAAACAUUCCUCUAAAUGGCCAAUCUAGGUGUGUGAAGCUGUCCUCACAAGUGGUCAAUUUUCCCAGUGCCUGUUCUUAAUGAAACCCUUGCAAAAUGCACUUUCCCUACCAGCUUGUGUAAUUUUUUUGUCUAUGAAAAGUUUUCAUUUUAGCUUAUUUACACCAAAUGGCACUCAAAAUCAUGUUAUUACCUAAUGAUACCAUUUGUAAGUCAUUUCUGCACUGAAGGUAAUAAAAGGUAGAUUCUUUAAAACUCACAUUACCCACAUCUCAUCUCUUAAACAGCUGGUGUGGCCCUUGUAAAGCCUUAUCUCCAAAGUUAGAUGCAGUAAUGGGAGAGAAAGAGGGCUUGUUAGAGCUGGCUAAAAUCGAUAUUGAUAUCCAUUCUGAUCUGGCUUUGGAAUAUCAAGUAAGAAGCUAUUUGAUAAAGUAGUACUGACAAGUCUAUCGAGUACUUUAUUACUCCUCUCAGUUAGUACUUGUGCUAUGAUCAGUCAAUUUAGCAGGCUGUAUUUAACUGUACCACCCACUAAAUUUAAAAGUAUGUCUGAUGUGGGAUCUUCCUCUAUUUGAACCCAGAGAUAUACCUUGUUUUCUCUAAUUCACCAAGUUCUAGGUCCUUACUGUAAGUUAUGGAACCCCGUCUUUUUGCUGAGUUUUUAAACUUGGUUAAUAAAAGAUAUGUACCACAUAUUCCAGUAAGUCAAGUGUGUCUGCUGUUAGUGGUUUUUGUAUCAUUUUGAUAAGUUAUCCAAUUUGGGUUAGCAUACCAUUCAGCAUACAGUGAUGUAUUCUUUGUGGUUUUCUUGUUGUUGUUCCUCAGGUUACAGGAAUUCCUACUGUUUUGGCUGUUAGGAAUGGGAAAGUUGUUAACAAGUUCACUGGACUAAUAGAAACCAAAGAACUUCGAGAAUUUGUAGAACAACUCUUAAGUUAA
Messenger RNA from Pocillopora meandrina, 1695 nucleotides. The record is from the annotation of a GenBank genome assembly. Lineage: Eukaryota; Metazoa; Cnidaria; Anthozoa; Scleractinia; Pocilloporidae.